Messenger RNA from Stomoxys calcitrans (stable fly), 3474 nucleotides. It is a transcript of the gene Naa15-16, whose product is annotated as N-alpha-acetyltransferase 15, NatA auxiliary subunit. NCBI's taxonomy places the organism in Eukaryota, Metazoa, Arthropoda, Insecta, Diptera, Muscidae. Gene Ontology annotation, molecular function: protein binding; protein-N-terminal amino-acid acetyltransferase activity. Gene Ontology annotation, cellular component: cytoplasm; NatA complex. The record is from RefSeq and is a predicted model, not a curated record. Bases 313 to 2928 code for a protein of 871 amino acids. Gene Ontology annotation, biological process: N-terminal peptidyl-methionine acetylation. The transcript has 5 exons.
AAUUCCCUAUGUGUGUGCGAGUGUAUAUUUUGUGCGAUUCGUUUUUCAAGAUUUCCCUGAGUUGGAAACCCUUGCUCGUGGUUCCACAGAAAUUAAGUGAACAUUCAAGGAAACAAAUUUGCUAAACAUCAAGGCAAAUUAAGUACCAAUUAACUGGGAAAUAGUCUAAAUAAUACUCGAGUGUUGGUGUUCUCCAUCGGCGGACGACAAACGUGUGUGCUCAGAACCAGAAUCGCGUUUGCUAACUUACCCAGCAGUGUAACCGGUGUUUCUCUGAAGAAAACUUAUUCCAAAUAGGUGAAUUAGUUAAGGAUGCCUUCCAGCGAUCCACUGCCACCCAAAGAGAGUGCUCUCUUUAGGAAGUUAAUGAAAUGUUACGAAAUGAAACAAUACAAAAAUGGUUUGAAGUUGGCCAAACAGAUUCUAUCGAAUCCCAAAUACACCGAACAUGGCGAAACGUUGGCCAUGAAGGGAUUAACCCUCAACGGUCUGGGGCGUCGAGAAGAGGCUUACAAAUAUGUGCGCCUGGGUUUGCGUAAUGACCUGCGAUCUCACGUUUGUUGGCACGUCUAUGGGCUGUUGCAACGAAGCGAUAAAAAGUACGACGAAGCCAUCAAAUGCUAUCGUAAUGCCUUGAAGUGGGAAAAGGAUAAUUUACAAAUCCUCAAAGAUUUGUCAUUGUUGCAGAUUCAAAUGCGCGAUUUGGAAGGCUAUAAAGAGACUAGACAUCACCUUUUCAAGUUGCGACCCUCUCAGCAUGCCUCCUGGAUUGGAUUUGCAAUGAGUUAUCACCUGCUGGGCGAUUUAGAAAUGGCCAAUAGUAUACUGGAUGCUUUCAAUCAAUCGCAAACGCUAAUUGAACCAAAUGAUUAUCGACAUUCAGAGCUGCUUUUAUAUCAAAAUCAAAUACUUGUCGAAGCGUGCAAAUACCAGGAGGCUUUGGAUCACUUGAACAAAUACGAAAACCAAAUGGUGGACAAAUUGGCCGUUCAAGAAACCAUGGGUGAUUUGUACAUCAAAAUAGGCCAACACUCAAAAGCUGUGGCCAUCUUCGAGGAACUAAUCGAUCGCAACCCUGAGAAUACCCUAUACUAUAGCCAAUACUUUUUGGCUAGACAGAUAACGGAUGCUGACAAAAAACUAAGUGCGUUUAAAGACUUCCAACAAACCUACCCCCGAGCCAUGUGUCCCAAACGUUUGCCUUUGGAUGUUGCCACUGGUGAUGCUUUCAGAUCAGUCUUGGAUGACUACUUGAGGCGUGGCCUUCGCAAAGGCGUUCCUCCGCUGUUCGUUAAUGUUCGCUCACUGCAUUCGCAACCCGAGAAGGCAGCCAUUAUGGAAGAGCUCAUCUUGCAGUAUUAUGAAAAUCUAACACGGUCGGGUCAUUUCUCACGCGAAGAUGCGGACAAUAAUUUGCCCGUUGAACCAGCGUCCGCGGUGGUGUGGACAUUACUGUUUUUGGCACAACAUUAUGACAACAAACGUGAAACGGAAAAGGCUUUGGAGUACAUCAAUGCUGCCAUUGAGCAUACACCCACGCUGAUAGAGUUGUUCAUAGCUAAAGGGCGCAUUUAUAAACACGCUGGAGAUCCUGUCGAGGCCUAUAUGUGGUUGGACGAAGCUCAAAGCAUGGACACCGCCGACAGAUAUAUCAAUUCCAAGUGUGCAAAAUAUAUGAUGCGAGCAAAUCUAAUCAAAGAGGCUGAGGACAUUUGCGGGAAAUUUACACGGGAAGGUGUAUCAGCUAUGGAAAAUCUCAACGAAAUGCAGUGCAUGUGGUUCCAAACAGAAUGUGCAUUGGCCUAUCAGCGCAUGGGACGUUGGGGAGAGGCUCUUAAGAAGUGUCAUGAAGUUGAUCGGCAUUAUUCGGAAAUUAUCGAAGAUCAAUUUGAUUUUCAUACGUACUGUAUGCGAAAGAUGACAAUGCGUGCCUAUGUGGGACUUUUGCGAUUGGAGGAUGUCCUGAGGCGUCAUCCAUUCUACUUUAAGGCAGCCAAAUGUGCCAUUGAGGUUUACAUACGACUGUAUGACAAACCUCUGAAAUCGGAGGAGACAAUUGAAGAAAUCGAUACUGAGAACCUACCACCAUCAGAAUUGAAGAAACUUCGCAGCAAGCAACGCAAAGCCAAGAAGAAAGCCGAACUCGAGAGUGCACAAGCUGCUCAAGCACAAAUCAAACGUGAACAGCAUCAAAAGUCUAAACAGCAAGCCAAUCAGGAAGCCGAUCCUGAGGCACCACAACUCGAUGAGCUAAUACCGGAGAAGCUGGAACGUCCUGACGACCCAUUAGAGAAAGCCAUCGAUUUGUUGAAACCACUCCAGCAAUUAGCCAAAGAACGCAUCGACACACAUUUGCUGGCCUUCGAAUUAUACUCGCGCAAGAGUAAAAUCCUACUUAUGAUUCAAUCGAUUAAACGUGCACUGGCGAUCGAUGCUGAGCAUCCGCAAGUGCACAGUUGCAUAGUGCGACUGAUGCAAGCACUGCCAACAUUGACAAAAGAUUUGAAUGUUUACGUCAAGACGGUGGUGGACAAAGCCGUUAAAGAACUGAUAGGUACUAAGAGUGCUCAGCAAUUGAACGAUGAGUUCAUUGCGCAGCACAAUUCUUCCAUAAUGCAUUUAUACGAAGCAGCACGUAUCAUGUAUAACCUGGAUGCUAAGAAACAAGAUGCGGCCAUCAAGUUAAUUACCUCUUACGAUGUAACCAAACUUAAAUUGGAGGACGCAACAAAGAUAUUCGAAUCGCUGCGCGAUGGAGUCUUUGGCAGUUGUGAAGAUGCCGUUAAAACCUACAAAGAAACCUGUCAUAAACGUUUUAAAUAUGCUCGCCUAUUUCGUGAUAAUGUAGAAUCAGAAACAGAAAAAACCACCGAAGAGGGUUCUUCAGAUGCCGGAAAUCAUGUGGAGAAGACGACUGCAGAUUUGUAAUGUAAUCAUAACAAUUGCCUGGUUUAUCCGCAACAACUACUACUAGCACUAUAACAACAAGAACAACAACAACAGCAACAUCAAAACUUUAUAAAUUUUUAAUGUUAAACAUAAAUCAAUAAAACCCCCCACAUCCAACAACUUGACUGGACAAACAAUUUUAACACCAAAACAAGCAAAGAAAGUAAAGAAAAUCGCAAAUUAAGAAACAGAAAUCACUCUACAGACACACACACACACACACACACACAUCAUUAAACCAAUAAACCAACCUAUACACAAACAAAAGAUAAAUACUGAAAUAGUAGUGUUGAAAUGCUUCGGUAUGGAUUGGUCAGUUGUUAAGUUUAUUUUGUCCUCAUUAACAUGUCCUUUCAAUGGUAGAAAUGAACUUGCAUCAUCAUUUGCUGUUUUAUUGCCACAAGGGCAACAUCGUUGACCUACAGACUGUACUGAACGUGCUUCUCCAUUACAAACAACUAGAGAACCCCCAAAAAGCGAAGGAAAAAAAAGAAAGAAAUAAAAACUUUAAAGUCUAAUAUUAAA